This is a messenger RNA of Stylonychia lemnae, 2097 nucleotides long. The record is from the annotation of a GenBank genome assembly. NCBI's taxonomy places the organism in Eukaryota, Ciliophora, Spirotrichea, Sporadotrichida, Oxytrichidae.
AUGAGUGCAUUAUUUUUCUAAUCUGAGCCUCAGCUCCUCCACUAGUAGAAGCUUAACUUCAACAUGGUCAACCCAUUAAAACUUAAGAUGAGUUUCAAAUUUCACGAUGACUUACUUACUCUGCAAAAGAGUGAUCUACUGUAACUAGUCUCUGAACGACAAAAUUAGACCAAUCUGGAGAUGUUGAAGAGAUUUGAUUUGAAGGACUUAUUGGUCUAUCCACAUUAGCAGUACGAUGGCUAGCACACUGGGUGGGGAACUGUGGUCUCCCUCCGCAAGAAUAACAUGCAGUCUGUACAGCAGAGAGAGAACAAGAACUUGGCCUCCUGGAUAAAUAAAGUUGGAGGCAGAGUCAAAUUUUCGAUCAAUGACGAACUAAAUAUUGUCAUUGUGGAAUAGCAGAAAAUUGAAUAGAUCAUCGACCACUUUCUUAGAUGGAGACUAAACCACUCGGAAAACUAUGAAAAUCGUUAAAUUCAACUUAACUAAAGACCAAAGAAACACCAAGAUUUAACUUAGAUCUAAAACUCUCAAAACCUUACAAAAAUUCUGCCAAGAAAUUAGAGGCAAAUGCAGCUACUUGGGUAAAGAACAACUGUAAAUUCCUUGCUCAACAUUGAAAAAGGCUUUAAUCAUGCUGACAGAUCUCAAUCAGUUGCUGAUUUUCCUCAAGUCGAAAUACAGCUGUUUGAUGCAAACAAGCAAAAGCAAGCAACUAUUGAGCAGUCAUUUAUGAAGAAUAUGAGUUUAGAUGAGAGAUUGAAAGGACCUAAUAGUCUUAGCAAUAGAUAAAAUUAUAAUUCACUUCAGGAAUGUAUGUAAAAUGCUUUCAAAUAAGAACCUGAUGAAGUUAAGAGAGACAUUGAAUUAUUGAACCUUAUCAUAACUAAUACUGAAGUCUUUAUAUCAGAUAUUGAACUAAUGUUUAAAUGCAUCUAGAAGUAUUAUUAUUUCACAGCAGAAUUCCAUAUGAAGAAGAAAUUGCCAGUAUCGCAAUCUCAAAUACCACAUGUAUUUUGCUUCACUUCUAAGUAUAAGCCAGAGAAUCACGUUCACAAGCCGCAUCUCUAUCAAGGCUCGCACAUAUUUGAAAGUAAGAUAGUAAAUCAGACUUAGUUGUUGGCUCAAGGGAUAUUGCCUUAAUAAGUUAAAAUAAUCCAGUUAUUGCCAACUUAUCAGCACAGAGCACCAUUAGGCUCCUCAGUGUUUCUUGAUCCUGAAGAAUUUAGACAUGUUGAAAAAGAUCGCAUCCAAAAGGAACAGUGCUACAUAAAGCAUGUGGAGAGACUUAAAAAGAAAAAAUUAGACCUCUAUGACAUCAAGACUCCUAUUCCAGCAAAUCCAAAUAGAUGUUUUGUCUGCGAGGACUAAAUUAAUGAUGGCUAUAAAGAACACUUGAAAUCUGAGUCACAUCUUAUGUGUAUUAGGAAUUAGCCCCUAUACAAUGAAAUUGACAACUUGAUAGAUUAAAUGAACGAAGAGCUAUUGCUAGAUGAAAAACAAAAGAAGAAAAGAGGAAGAAGAAAGGGAGGCAAGCAAGCAUAGGACGAUGAAAACUGCAAGGAGGAGUCAGACUUAUUUCACAAUCAAUCAUAGGGAGAGUAAUUGGGGAUGGGUAACACUUAGGAGAUGACUAACAUUAACUUUAUGUCAACUGAGGUAACGAUCGCCAAGUAAAUUCACAAGAGAAAGAAUAAAAUUCCUAUCUAUGUUGGCUAGGAAAUGAUUGAAUUAGAUAGAAAUACCAUUGAGCAGAAAAGGAUCAUGUAGAUGAAGAAUUUGUAAAUGCAGUAGUCUUUCCUACAACCAGCAGUUCUCCAAAAGAGGAAGAGAGUGCAGAUACUUGAAGAGGAGAAGGAAGAUUAAAAGCAGAUCAUUGCCUAAAAGAGAAUAGAAAACACUAUAAAGAAUGAGAUAGGCCACUAUUAGGCAGUGGAAAUUGAUAAAAACUUAGGGACCAACCUCAAUGAGAGAAUUUACUAUCAAGCUCCAAGGAAAUAUCUCACAAAGACUAGAAAAUAAAUCAAAGAUCAAAACUAGCAGUAAUCUCAGUCGCUUGACAACUAAAUUGAUAUAAUAUAGCAGCAGUAGGUUUGA